AUGGGAUUAUGCAAUGGAAAGACUAACUCUUCUAAAAUGAAUAAAUCAUAAAGUUAAAGUGAUGUAUAUAAACAACAACUAAUCUAGAAAAUUUAAAAUGCAGAUCCUUAGCAAUAAACAACUUCUGAUUCUCAAUUUCAAAGAAAUAAGAGAUAUGGACAUUUAUUAUAACCAAAUAGUGCCUAACAUAAAUUGACUAUGAUUUUAGAAAGUUAUUAAAUGUAAAAAGAAAAGCUUAUAUCAUCUCCUAUAAGCAUUAGAUCACAUUAAACUUUACUAAUAAGUAAACGAAAUGCUGAAUUGAAUAAAUUAUUGGAUAAUGAUUUCAUACCAUAAGAAGAAAUGAAUCAAGCAGAAAAAUGUUUUUAUAAAUAUUUUGUUAAUAAAUUUACUGGAAGAAUUUAUUAUACAAAUAAUUCAGACUAAGGUGAAGAAAACAAUCACUACAGUAAUAUUAAAAUAAAUAGAGCUGCACUUGUAAUUUUUGUUUUAAGCUUAGUGUCAUCCACAUAUUAUUGAGAUUUUAGAAAUAGAAAAUGAAGAAUCAUAAUAAAAGGAUAAAUUAUUCUUUGAAUAUUGUUCUUAAGAAAGUUUAUAAGAUUUUAUAGACAAAAAUUAAGAUUUUAAUUUGGAAUAAAUUUAAAUUAUUGCUUCUUAAAUUAUUUCUGUUGUUGGUCAUUUACAUUCCUAAAAAUUAUAUCAUAAUAAUUUAGAUAUGCAAUCAUUUCAUUUUUUUGUANUAUAUGUGUUUCUGAAAUUAGAUUGUUCUAUAAUUGAUACAAAUUAUAAUUAUCAAAUAUUUAAUAAAAUGAAUAAGGUUAUCUACUUUUAAUUAGAGUAUUAAUUAAAAUUAAAUAAUUUACAUUAUUUAUUAAAUUAUUUUGAAAUUAAAAAUAUAAUAUUUUGA
Paramecium primaurelia is the source of this 907-nucleotide messenger RNA. The record is from the annotation of a GenBank genome assembly. Lineage: Eukaryota; Ciliophora; Oligohymenophorea; Peniculida; Parameciidae.